Fraxinus pennsylvanica is the source of this 906-nucleotide messenger RNA. Lineage: Eukaryota; Viridiplantae; Streptophyta; Magnoliopsida; Lamiales; Oleaceae. The record is from the annotation of a GenBank genome assembly.
AUGAAAUUUCGACGGAUACGGUUUGAGUCUUUUCUUGUUAGUCCCGAAUUGAUGCCUGUGCAGACACCCACUGUGGCGAGAGGUUUAGGAAGUGGAGUUCCGGUUUCGAAACGUCGGAUUGAUUCAUCGACGGGAAAGAUAAAUAAGCGAAAGUCGCGGGCGGCGAUGACGACGUUCAUCACAGCAGAUCCGGCGAAUUUCCUACAGAUGAUGAAGCAGCAGCAGCCUUCUGAUUUGCUCCAUGGCCUGCAGUUGCUGAUACUCGGGCCAAAAUGUGAAGGAGAAGAGGAAGAAGAAGAAGAAGAAGAAGAAGAAGAGAAGGACUUGGAAGGUCAGCACAAGCAAAGCAAUUUACAGGAAGUUGUCAUUGAUGAUAAAAUAUCUUCGUCUGCCACAGAAUUGAGAAAAGUUGGUAUACAUUUCAGGACUCUAAGGCGAGGUUAUGGAAGCAGAGGAAUCAGUUUCUCAAAUAGUAUUUGGCGUUGCAAGGCAUAUCCGAUUCUUUACUUGCCUCCUUUUUUGGUCGGAGAUGAUACAGAGACUAAGUUAAUGUUUCAACGUCUCAGAGACUAUGAAAUCAGUCAAAAACUUGACAAAAGCAAACAGGAGGUUAGCUCCUAUUUGUUGUUUAUGAGCGAGCUGAUACGUACGCCUGAUGAUGCCAAACUCUUUGGCUCCAAAGGUAUCGUUCAAGCAAAUCAUCUUCAACAAAAACGCAAGCUGCCAGAACUCUUAAGAAGACUAGCUCCCGAGAAAAGCUAUAAUCAAAACCUUCGCCACGUAAAACUUCAAACUAGCGAUUAUUCUCCCCCACUUUGGACAAAAUACUGGCAAAUUAUUAGUUUUGCCUUCAUUUUAACAAUACUGCAAACUGUUUACACCAUUCUCCCAUAUUACAAAAGCUAG